This is a messenger RNA of Sinocyclocheilus grahami, 2131 nucleotides long. RefSeq names its product probable ATP-dependent RNA helicase DDX41. The record is from RefSeq and is a predicted model, not a curated record. Gene Ontology annotation, molecular function: zinc ion binding; nucleic acid binding; RNA helicase activity. Gene Ontology annotation, biological process: mRNA splicing, via spliceosome. The transcript has 15 exons. Bases 167 to 1642 code for a protein of 491 amino acids. Lineage: Eukaryota; Metazoa; Chordata; Actinopteri; Cypriniformes; Cyprinidae.
CUCCGUAAGCUGUACGUCACGCUUCCGUUGAUCAUUAGCAGCGUAUCAUGGUGGCUAGUGUAUAAACAAUGCUUGUUUGGGUGUAAUGUAACAGUUACCUGACAUUAUUGUACUAAAUAUCGCAACUUCGUUCACGCGGACUUUAAAGCUUGUAACAUCGAGCAUCAUGGAAACGGAAAACCAAUCCAAAAAGAGAAACUAUUCCGAGAAGUCUGGAUCAGAAGGCUCAGAAGAUGAUGACUAUGUGCCGUAUGUUCCUGUUAAGAUCAGAAAACAGCAGAUGCUCCAGAAGGUGAAGCGUUUUCGUGGGAAAGGGCUCACAGUGGAGGAACAGAAAGAUAGUGGUGGAGAGCAAAAAGAUGAGGAAGAGGGUCUGGGUCCCCGAUCCAAUGUCAGUCUGCUGGACCAGCACCAACACCUCAAGGAGAAAGCUGAAGCUCGAAAGGAGUCUGCCAAGGAGAAACAGUUGAAAGAGGAAGAAAAGAUUCUGGAGAGCGUGGCUGAAGGCAGAGCUCUAAUGUCUGUGAAGGAAAUGGCCAAAGGUAUCACAUAUGAAGACCCAAUAAAAACAAGCUGGAAUGUGCCUCGUUACAUUCUUGGCAUGCCGGCAGCGCGGCACGAACGUGUACGGAAGAAGUACCAUAUUCUUGUUGAAGGUGAAGGCAUUCCACCACCCAUUAAGAGCUUCAGAGAGAUGAAGUUUCCUCAGGCCAUCCUGAAAGGACUGAAGAAAAAGGGAAUCGUUCGCCCGACACCCAUUCAGAUUCAGGGAAUACCAACCAUUCUCUCUGGCAGGGACAUGAUUGGCAUUGCCUUUACCGGCUCAGGGAAAACCCUGGUUUUCACGCUGCCCAUCAUUAUGUUUUGUCUGGAGCAGGAGAAACGGCUACCCUUCUGUAAGAGAGAGGGACCCUACGGCCUCAUCAUCUGUCCUUCUAGGGAGCUAGCGAGACAGACACAUAGUAUCAUUGAACACUACUGUAAACUACUAGAGGAUGAAGGGGCUCCGCAGUUGCGCUGUGCUCUGUGUAUUGGGGGCAUGUCUGUCAAAGAUCAGAUGGAGGUGGUAAAAAACGGGGUGCACAUGAUGGUGGCCACUCCAGGCAGACUGAUGGACCUGCUGAACAAGAAGAUGGUGAGUCUGGAUAUCUGCCGCUAUCUGGCUCUGGACGAGGCUGAUAGGAUGAUUGACAUGGGUUUUGAGGAGGACAUCAGGACCAUCUUCUCUUACUUUAAGGGUCAGAGACAAACGCUGCUUUUCAGUGCCACUAUGCCCAAGAAGAUCCAGAACUUUGCCAAAAGUGCUUUAGUAAAACCCAUCACCAUUAAUGUGGGCAGAGCUGGAGCUGCAAGUUUGGACGUCAUCCAGAAAACAUUUAUCAACAAAGGAUGUGAUGAGUCUGUACUAAUGGAUCUGAGAGCUUUGUUGGUUGAAGCCAAGCAGAAGGUUCCUCCUGUGCUGCAGGUUCUCCAAACGGGAGACGAGACGAUGCUGGAUAUUGGAGGAGAGAGAGGCUGUACGUUUUGUGGUGGUUUGGGCCACAGGAUCACAGACUGUCCCAAACUGGAGGCCAUGCAGACAAAACAGGUCACCAACAUUGGCCGCAAGGACUAUCUGGCCAACAGCUCCAUGGAUUUUUAAUGCUUUUUGCUACUUUGCCAUCAGAUCUUUCCUUGAGAGAGGCUCCUGUGUCGUGUCUUGCGUCAUUUUGUACAAAAUGUAUUAUUCUUGGAACUGUACAUUUGUUUAUUCAUUUCAGUGAAACUAUUUCUUGUUUGUUGCAAAAUGCAGUCAAAAAGCUUUGUGUUAGAAAAAAUGUUAAAGUUAGGAUUUCCUAGAAUUUUCAGUAGGUUUUGCUUCAUAAUGACAUUGUCAUGUAUUAAUGUAACAGCUGAAUUGUUACAGUAUUUGUCUGAAACCCAAUCAGGCAUGUUUUUGCCAGUUAAUCUUUAUUUUUUUGCUAAUUGUAAAUAAAUGAUGGUCAGCUUAUGCGCCCUCUUUAUUUUAUGAUGCAAACUGCAAUACAAUUCUUCUCUGACAUUGUAUCUCUGGUUACAUCUCUUUGCUAUUUCCUGUGUACAACCAAGCUUGGGUGAUUGUUAAUAAAGGAACACGCCAAGGUAAAGUUUA